Paramecium octaurelia is the source of this 1447-nucleotide messenger RNA. Lineage: Eukaryota; Ciliophora; Oligohymenophorea; Peniculida; Parameciidae. The record is from the annotation of a GenBank genome assembly.
AUGAAAUAAUAGGAAAUAUUAUUUAAGUGUCCGAUUGAAACACAUAAUUUUUAAGCCGAAUUUGCAUGCUUCAAUUAAUUUUGUCAAAGUAAUAGAAUUUUUUGUUUUGAAUGCAUAAGAAAUGGUGAUCACAAUAUUCAUUCAGGAGAUUAAAGAAAGAUUGCUGAUUUGUUUGAUUUUCUAGAAAACAACAGGCUAAAAAUUGAAGAAUUCAUAUAACAAUUACACUAAAUCUAAGCAUAUAUUAAUAAAUCAUUUUCUUUAUUAGAGCAAGGUUUGAAGAAUAAAUUUCUAUUAACAAAAGCAGAAUUGUGUCAAUUUGACCCAAAAUAAUUGAGCGCUGCUGUUAGUGAAAUAUUUCAAUCUAAAUUUGUUUCUAUGAAUAUUCUACAAGAUGUAAAUAAUAAAUCCCUAGUAUUAUGUGAUUUAAUAAAUAAAUGUGGUGGUCUAUUUGGCUUAGAGGAUGUAAAUAUAGACAAUUAAGAUUAUUAAAGAAUUAAAUAAGUAGAUGAACUACUUUAAAAUAGUAUUAAAAAUUUUCUCAUAUUUUUUAGGCUAAGACUUAAUGUUAACAAUUAAAUCAGAUUAUAAUAAACCUAAAGUUUAUGAAGCUAUGGAAAAUUUAAAAAAAUUACUCUCAAUCAAUCCAAAUGAAGUUUAAAGUUUGCACUUAACAGGUAAAAAAUCAUAUCUAUAAUUUAUAGCUGAAUUCCUAAAAAUACUCAAAAACUAUAACGAAGCCAAUAUAAAAGCUGAUCAAGCACUUCAAAGAGACCCAAAAAACCCCUAAUUACUCUAGACAAAAGGUAUGUGAAUCCUUUUAAAUCUAUUAGUUGAAAUCUUAAAAGAGCUUGAGCGUUUCGAUGAAGCAAUUCAAUGGGCUGAUAAGAUUCUUUUUAUAGAUCCAAACAAUUUGCAAUCCAUAAAGAUUAAAGGUAGACAAUCUUUAUAAAAUUUAUAGCUGAAUGCUUAAAAUCGCUUAAAGAUUAUAAUGAGGCCAUUAGAUGGGCUGACAAAGCACUCUAAAUAGACUCAAAGAAUCUUUGCUCCUUGAUCAUAAAAUGUAUCCAAAUCUGUAAAAUUAUUAGUUGAAAGUUUAUACAACGUUGGAAACUAUGGUGAUGCUAUUGUAUGGGCUGAAUAAGCAUUAAAAAUUGAACCAAGGAAUUUGCAGGCAUUAAUUGUAAAAUGUAGACAAACCUUUUUUAAUAUAAUAGCUGGCAGUUUACGAUUACAUGCUAAUUAAAAUGAAGCUAUUGCAUAUGUUGAUUCAGCCCUUAAAAUAUAUCCAUUAAAUAGAUACUUAUAAGAAAUAAAACUCAUGUGUUAAUCUCCAUAUCCAUAUAUAUAACAACCACCAUCCUAGUUGUAAGGGAUUGGGCUUUUCCAGAGGUUUCCAUGCAACCCACUUAUUCCUUAACAAAAUAUUAACUUCAAUAAAAAAUGA